Molecule: messenger RNA, 1101 nt
Organism: Coniosporium apollinis CBS 100218
Lineage: Eukaryota; Fungi; Ascomycota; Dothideomycetes
Product: eukaryotic translation initiation factor 3 subunit H
Exons: 3
Coding region: 1-1101 (366 amino acids)
Cellular component (GO): cytosol; eukaryotic translation initiation factor 3 complex; cytoplasm
Molecular function (GO): translation initiation factor activity; protein binding; metallopeptidase activity
Source: RefSeq, a predicted model, not a curated record
AUGGCAGACGCUCUACGAGAUACACCGCUGCGUGCGGUUCAGGUUGAGGCACUUGUUGUCAUGAAAGUCAUCAAGCACUCCUCGCAGUCCUUCCCUACAGCGGCGACCGGCUCCCUCGUAGGCAUGGACGUCAACGGCUCUCUCCAGAUCACAAACUCCUUCCCCUUCCCCGCCGUGGACCCCUCGACGCAAGACGGCCACCAAGAAUCCCUCCACACGCUCGCCGCCGCAGCGCCCCGCGCAAAGUCAAACGCGGCAUAUCAGAACGAGAUGAUCAAGUUUCUGCGAGAGGUGAACGUGGACGCGCAGAAUGUGGGCUGGUACACGAGCACUAGCAUGGGCAACUUUAUCAACACGAACACGAUCGAGAACCAAUUCUUCUACCAGAAAGAGCCGAACGAGCGGACCGUCGCGCUGGUGCACGACGUGAGUCGGAGUUCGGCUGGCAGCUUGAACCUGAAGGCAUUCCGACUCUCGCCGGCAUUCAUGGCGGCAUUUAAGGAGGGAAAGUUCACAACCGAGACCCUCCAGAAGAGCGGGCUCCGCUACCAAGACAUCCUUGUGGAGCUCCCCCUCACGAUCCACAACUCGCACCUCCUCACCUCCCUCCUCCACCAACUACCCUCGGAGCCUUCAGCGGAGCCUCCCUCCUUCCCACCCACUCUCGCGGCACUGACCUCCGACCCUACUCCCACGCCUGCACCACUGUGCCCCAACUUCGACGCGCUCGAGCUAAGCAUCGACCCCUUCCUGGAAAAGACCUGCGACCUCCUGCUGGAGAGCAUCGAGGCGCACCACACGGAGCUCAACAACCACCAGUACUACCAGCGCUCGCUGGCGCGCGAGCAGACGAAGAUCAACGCGUGGCAGGCGAAGCGCAAGCAGGAUAACGCGGCUAGGGUGGCUGCGAAGCAGACGCCGCUGCCGGAGGAUGAGUGGCAGAGGCUGUUUAAGCUCCCGGCUGAGCCGAGCAGGCUCGAGACGCUGCUGAAUAGCAGGCAGGUCGAGCAGUAUGCACGGCAGGUGGAUGGGUUUACGGCGGGGGUGACGGGGAAGAUGUUUGCGGUUAGGAGUAAUCUUUUGCCGGGGGAAGCGCCGUGA